This is a messenger RNA of Drosophila yakuba, 356 nucleotides long. RefSeq lists its product as uncharacterized. The record is from RefSeq and is a predicted model, not a curated record. Bases 25 to 168 code for a protein of 47 amino acids. Lineage: Eukaryota; Metazoa; Arthropoda; Insecta; Diptera; Drosophilidae. The transcript has a single exon.
UGAUGUUCACUUUAUUCUGCGAAUAUGCAUUGCUACAUUGCCAUUGCACUUUGCCUGUUCGCCCUUUUGGAUUUGACAAACGGGGUGAACGAAAAGGAAAGGUCUACUUAUUGUGUACCCGGCACGUGCUGGGAUCACAGAUAUAAUUUGUGGCCCUCGGGAAAAUAAAUGCGGUGAACGCUAGUAUUCAGAAGAUGGUUUUGACAUUUUUAGAGCUAUGUAAAAAGAUUUAAUAUUUAAGGUCAAUGGCAAUAGUCAUUCGAAAUAGAAGGUGUGUAAUCAACGAUCAGGUUGUCAAGCAAACGUUGUCUUCAAGCCUCACAAGAAUAGUUACUGAAUAAAUAAUUCAAAUGUAA